This is a messenger RNA of Penicillium atrosanguineum, 513 nucleotides long. Its product is annotated as RNA-binding protein. The record is from RefSeq and is a predicted model, not a curated record. Bases 1 to 513 code for a protein of 170 amino acids. The transcript has 2 exons. Lineage: Eukaryota; Fungi; Ascomycota; Eurotiomycetes; Eurotiales; Aspergillaceae.
AUGCGCUUCCGUAUUGCCAACGUUUCGUCGUUUAAAUCAAGCACGAGGCAUGGCCAGCGGAAAAUGCGUUACCACGACCCGCCAAUAGUCAAAACAGAUUCAGCCAAGCACGGCUACAUCUCUGUUCCGAUAUUAUACGAGCCGCCUCAGGUGUGGAGCCACCAUGUGAUUCCUUUGGUCCUUGACAAGUUCUCGGUCCGGCCUGUGGAUACUAGCAUAAACAGUAGCAUGUUUGCUACCAUCCCACGUAUCAUAUCCAACACGCAAGAAGGGUCCCAGGUCUAUGCAGUCUGUGAUGCUAUUGCAUGUGCAUAUUUAGCGAGUACGACGGGAUCGACAGCUGCGAUUGCCAAUAGAAGCCGGACGUACGGGACAGCACUGAGGACUGUCAAUGCAGCUCUUGAUGAUCCUACUCAAUACAAGAAUGAUAGCACAUUAUUAGCGAUUUGGAUGUUUGUGGUGUACGAGGGUCAGAGCAGGGAAACCGCCACUGUCAAGGCAUGGCCUCUUUAA